Messenger RNA from Daucus carota subsp. sativus, 2040 nucleotides. RefSeq lists its product as uncharacterized. The transcript has 5 exons. Bases 216 to 1682 code for a protein of 488 amino acids. The record is from RefSeq and is a predicted model, not a curated record. NCBI's taxonomy places the organism in Eukaryota, Viridiplantae, Streptophyta, Magnoliopsida, Apiales, Apiaceae.
GAAUAACAGCAAAUAGCCCAAAUAUCCCAAGUGGCGGCCUGGUGUGUUUACUUGACCCUCCCUGGUCCCUGCACUCAUCUUCCCAUUCAUUCAUUUUACUUUAAUUUUUCUCACAGAUUCUUCAUCAAUCACACACUCUCAUACACACAACACAAAGAAAAGUCCUUACUUUACCAAUUCCACAUUUCUUUCUCAAUCUCACAAUUAUUUCUUGAAUGCAUCACUCCACUCUAACCCUCAAAUCCCCACUCUCACCCAAUGGGUUUUCAUCGCCAUUUGAAUUUCACCAACACUCCGGACUGAUGAUUCAGGCAGUUCUGGCACCAACCCUUUUCUACAAUCACAAAAUCUUGAAACCCCAUCAUCAAAUCUUGAAGAAUUGUUGCAGUAGAGAUGCCAGAUUUUGUGUGCCCAAGUAUAGUCUUAGUGUUGCUCAUGGGGAGAGAUUGACGAGUGUUGGGGUGGAUAAAGAAUUUGAUGUGGCUACUCUUGGGAAUCUUUGUGUGGAUAUAGUACUUAAUGUUCCGGAAUUGCCACCUAAUUCUCGUGAGGAGAGGAAAGCUUAUAUGGACGAGCUCUCCCAGUCUCCCCCGGACAAGAAAUACUGGGAAGCUGGUGGUAACUGCAACAUGGCUAUAGCUGCAGCAAGAUUAGGACUCCACUGCACAACAAUUGGUCAUGUUGGAAAUGAAAUAUACGGGGACUUCCUUUUGGAUGUGCUUCGCAAAGAGGGAAUUAGCAUGACUGGGAUGAGUGAACAGGGUCAGAUUACUAGUAGUUCAAGUGCAGAAUAUGAAACACUUCAAUGUUGGGUCUUGGUGGAUCCUUCACAACGACAUGGUUUCUGCAGUCGUGCAGAUUUUAGCAAGGAACCUGCUUUUAGUUGGAUGGUCAAACUAUCAAUGGAAGUAAAGAUGGCCCUGAAGCAAUCAAAAGUCCUGUUCUGUAAUGGCUAUGGCUUUGAUGAACUCCCUCCUAGUCUGAUUGUUUCUGCUUUGGAGUAUGCUGCAGAAGUUGGCACCUCAGUUUUUUUUGAUCCUGGACCUCGGGGAAAGACGCUUGCUAAUGGAACACCUGAUGAACAGAAAGCACUUGACAUGCUUCUGAGGAUGAGCGAUGUUCUCCUUGUAACAUCUGAGGAGGCUGAAUCAUUGACUAGCAUUGGAGACCCAAUUCUAGCAGGACAGGAGUUGCUACGAAAAGGGGUCCGCACAAAAUGGGUGAUUGUAAAAAUGGGUCAGAAGGGUUCAAUAUUGAUCACCAUGUCAAGUAUUUCUUAUGCUCCUUCAUUUAAGGUAAAUGUUGUUGACACUGUGGGUUGUGGUGAUAGCUUUGUGGCAGCUAUUGCAUUUGGAUAUAUUCACAACUUACCCCUGGUACAUACACUGACAGUCGCAAAUGCUGUGGGUGCUGCUACUGCCAUGGGUUCUGGUGCUGGUAGGAAUGUGGCAGCCUUGGGAAAUGUCAUGGAACUCUUGAAGAGAUCGAACCUCAAUGAAGACGACAAGUAUUUGAAGGAUGUUUUGAUUAACGGAUUACAUGGUCAGGAGGUCACGUUCCUUUCAAGAAAGGCCGUAAACGGAAGUAAUAAGCAAUUAGUCCAUGUUCCUGUGCAAAAGGUGGUGUCUGAGGUUUUGCCAAAGCUUGAAUUUGGAUUACUUAAAGGGAAUGUCCCAGUUUGAUACCACAUUCAGCAUGAAUAUUUUCAAUAUCUGGAACUGCAGAAUAUAGUUGACACAGAAUUAAAGUUGCAACAACACCGUGAAAACAGUUUGCCUAUGAAUGCCUGAAUUAGGUACACCCUGGGAAAAGCUAGUAUGUCGAAUAUAUAUUUUAGUUUUAGUGGUUUUUCUUAGAGGUUCCAUGAUAUUCUUACCAAGUAGUUUAAUGAUGAUUUCGGCUGCCUUAGAUUAGCAGCAUAUCCGCAUAGGCGGGUAGGGACAAUAUACAGUUCCGGUUGUUUAAGCAAGCAUCUGAAAGCUUCUUCAUCUCUUUAUACCAUUUGAACAUGUAAUACUUGUCGAAGUGAUUUAAUUUUGA